ACUGGAUGUCGCUGUCGGCCUGAUAACACAUCAACACAUAGUCUCCACACCAGGCUGCUAGUUCCUCUUACAUGGCAGCUGUCAGCGUUGUCUUCAUAGUUCCGAGCAAAUUCAACAAGUGGGAGAAUGACAGCCCACGGAGCUUCGCGUGAUUGUACGGAGACGUGACGGCGCAAAGGGAGGCUUCAAGAUGGAGAAGGAGAGCAAAGUGACACCUGCUGAGCCGACGUUGGAACCAAAGAGGAGAAUCGAGUCAGCAAAGCAACACGCCGGCUCACCUCGUCAUGUUAGCUUUACAAACCAGCACAAGCCAAGAAGCAACCAGUCUGGUCUGAGUCCAUCAAACAUUAAAGGAGCGAUGGCAGGAAAAGGAGGUGAUCAGUCGUGGAGAGAUAGACCGCAGUCAAAGGUGUCGACCAGGAGCAGUGACCCCCGUGUGCAAAACUCAGCGAACGCACCGAGAAGAGGUUUCAGAGACUCAAGACCUUCUCCGCCCUCGGCGAGGAGCCCAAAACCCACUCAGGCCAGUUUGGCUCGUUUCGAGGUGAAGAUAGCUGACUUCCCGGAGCUAGCCGCUGUACCGCUAAGCAGCGCCGGCACGCCGCUGGCUCGCAAAGACCACUGGGGGCCAAAUCUUCCAGCCGAGAGAUGCCAGCUUCCCACAAAGUCCGCAUCACCAGGGAUGACCAUCAGGAAGGAAUCCCCGACUCAGCCUGAUGAUCACAUCCCUGUCAGCUCCUCAAGUCCAGCGGGUCAACCCGGAGUGACGUCAUGGGCUAACGUUGCCUCUCAGCCGCCGAAAAAAAUCUUUGAAGAAAAGGCAGUCAGCAGCAGCCAAGUUCCGACGGAGGACACGUGCACACAGCAAGAGGAGGGAAUGUCGGGGAAGAAAAAGCGAAAGAAAAAGAAGAAGAAAUCAAAAGACACAGAAGCUGAGCCGGAAGGUUUACCAGUUCCACAGGAGCCUCCCAGGUUUGAGGAUGAAGAGGAGUUUCCAGGUUUGUGUCCAGGUCGGACUUGGACUGAUAAAGUGGCAUCCAUCAAAAACACUGAGGACCAGCAAAACGAAACAUCCCCUUUUGCCAAAACACAGGCCACAGAGGCAGCAAAGAAAGGACAGAGAGCUGAGAAGACCUCUGGGAAGAAGAGCAAAGCUCCGGUGCAGCUGGACAUCGGCAACAUGCUGUCCGUCCUGCAAAACAAGCAAAAAUCUCAGAAGGCCAAGCAGAACGUCAUCUCAGUGGGUGGAGGACUUUCUGUCAGCCACAAGCAAGCAGCGCCCCCCAAGAAGGCACCCUGGGAGCAGGACAAAAUAGCCCACAACCCCCUGGACUCCACCAGCCCCUUAGUGAAGAAAGGCAAGCAGAGGGAGGUGCCCAGAGCCAAGAAACCUACUGCUCUUAAGAAGGUCAUCCUCAAAGAAAGAGAGGAGAGGAAGCAGAGACGUUUACUGGAAGAGAGCGGUCUACUGCCUGAAAAUGAGUCCACGGUCAUGCAGGACAUUGCAGAGGAGGAACAGUGCGACACAAGUCUGAAAGAGGAGGACUUGGCUUCUGUUUUGGAAGGUAAUGAUGAGCUCCAAGUAAGCACAAAUGAAACCGAGAGCGAGGAGGCUGCAGAGACAAACCAAGUGGAGGCUGACGAGGAGCAGAGCAUCCAGAGCACUCCCCUUCCAACGCCUGAUAGACCCAAAAUCCACAGCAGGAAGUUCAGAGAGUACUGCAGCCAGAUGCUGAGCAAAGACGUUGACCAGUGCGUGACGUCGCUGCUGAGGGAGCUGGUUCGCUUCCAGGACCGCCUCUACCAGAAGGACCCCAUGAAGGCCCGCAUGAAGAGGCGCCUCGUCAUGGGCCUCCGAGAGGUGCAGAAGCACCUCAAGCUUAGGAAAGUCAAGUGUGUCAUCAUCUCCCCCAACUGUGAGCGUGUCCAGGCUAAAGGAGGUCUGGAUGAGGCUCUUCACAACAUCAUCGACACUUGUCGGGACCAAGAGGUUCCCUUCAUCUUUGCCCUCUCCCGCAAAGCAUUAGGGCGCUGCGUCAACAAGAUGGUGCCCGUCAGUCUGGUGGGCGUCUUCAACUAUGACGGCGCACAGGAUUACUACCAUAAGAUGAUAGAGUUGUCGUCCGAAGCCAGGCGGGCAUACGAGGCCAUGCUGUCGAGUGUGGAGCAGCACGGUCAUGGCGAUCAGGACUCCGACCUUGAGGAGCAGGGCACAACCAAGCUGAGCGAGGCGGAGCAGUCGGAGCCGGAAUCAGAGGAGCCGGGAUACAGACAAUUGUGGAGGAAACUGUUGGAGAAGGAUUGCAACUUUGAGUCGUUGAACUUCCACACGUGGGCUCGCUUCGCCGAGUGUACCGAGCACACUGACGAAGACGAGAAGAGCUGACAGCGGCGAAUGUGCGGUGAGGUCCCCUCAGGUUAAAUGUUAUCAAACAUUUACUGUAGAUCAAAUGAUAUGCAAACUUUCAGGGAUGACCACUUUUGGAUUUUAAGGAUGUCCAACUUUUGACAUUUGACCCCCGGAGGUCUCAUUGCUACAUUUUUGCAGCACAUUUUCAACUACAUCGUCACUGCUAAUCAGCUUGAUAAAGAAGACCUGUGUUUAGAAGAGACUUUCACUUUAACUUCAUAGAACCAAACCAGUCACUCACAGUAAUCCCAUUAAUAUGAAUUUCCUUGUUUGCUUUUGGUUGACUGCAGAAGACAAAAUGUAAUAUUUCUGUUUGAGCUUUAAGAAAUUGUGAUGGAUGUUUUAGUGAUUUGACAACAAGAAGUAAGCUGUGAAAGUACCAUCAGACUGGAUCUAUAGUAGUUUAGUUUUAAUCAAAUGUAUUGUAUUUAUGAUAAUUGGGAAAUCAUAGUAGCUUAAAUACAAUCGUGUUAAAAAAGGUAAAAUAAUUAAAUAUUAAUUACAUGUGAUUACAUAUUUCAUUGAGAGUUUGGAAUACAGGUGAUUUUCUUGUUUUGGUUUUUUUCAAGAAAAGUUAUGAAAGAAUUAUGUUUUUAUGAAGAUGUAGCAUUUAAAAAAUGUUAUAAUGUAUUUGUGUGGUAAAGAUCAAAAUAUGUUUAUUUUCUCAGCGUGUUUGUGAUGAGCGCGGUUUAGAAUGUCUAACUCUUUUGUCGAAUGAAUGGACUGAAAAAGAAACUAGGAAACAGUCUGGCGUUGUGUUUAUUGAAAGUCUAGUUUACCGCCUGUGUUUACGUUUUUCAUUUAAUCUGCACAAAUUGCAAAGACUAAAAAAAUAAGAAG
Entelurus aequoreus (snake pipefish) is the source of this 3250-nucleotide messenger RNA. RefSeq names its product selenocysteine insertion sequence-binding protein 2-like. Gene Ontology annotation, biological process: selenocysteine incorporation. Gene Ontology annotation, molecular function: mRNA 3'-UTR binding; ribonucleoprotein complex binding; selenocysteine insertion sequence binding. Gene Ontology annotation, cellular component: ribonucleoprotein complex. Bases 191 to 2386 code for a protein of 731 amino acids. NCBI's taxonomy places the organism in Eukaryota, Metazoa, Chordata, Actinopteri, Syngnathiformes, Syngnathidae. The record is from RefSeq and is a predicted model, not a curated record. The transcript is spliced from 18 exons.